Cyprinus carpio (common carp) is the source of this 1832-nucleotide messenger RNA. RefSeq names its product mitogen-activated protein kinase 9 (gene mapk9). The transcript is spliced from 12 exons. The coding region runs from base 304 to 1581 and encodes 425 amino acids. NCBI's taxonomy places the organism in Eukaryota, Metazoa, Chordata, Actinopteri, Cypriniformes, Cyprinidae. The record is from RefSeq and is a predicted model, not a curated record. Gene Ontology annotation, biological process: protein phosphorylation; JNK cascade. Gene Ontology annotation, cellular component: cytoplasm; nucleus. Gene Ontology annotation, molecular function: ATP binding; JUN kinase activity.
GUGUGAGAGAGAGAGAGAGAGAGAGAGAGACGUCGAAAAAUUGCUGUCCCUCCGCCCCUGCAGUCAUGCCACACUCUGGAUUUCACUGUCAGUCCUCUUAAAAGAGAAAGAAAUCGGACUUGACCGUCAUUAAGGCCUGCGGUGUUAAAUGUGGAAACGAUAAACGCCGCCACUUCCGCGGUUCAGAGGAUCUGUUUGCUGGCGUGCCUGCGUGUGUAUGUAUAUAUGGGAGUGAACUGGACAAGGCGAGGAGAAGAAGAAGAGGAGGUUUGAUUCAUCUAGAGGCACUCAGUGGGAGGAGCCAUGGAUGAGGGGGAGGGGCAGUUCUACAGCGUGCAGGUGGGUGACUCCACCUUUACGGUGCUCAGAAGGUACCAGCAGCUCUGCGCCAUUGGAUCCGGUGCCCAGGGUAUUGUCUGCUCCGCUCUGGACACCGUACUUGGCAUCCCAGUCGCUGUGAAGAAGCUGAGCCGGCCCUUUCAGAACCAGACCCAUGCGAAGAGGGCUUACAGAGAGCUGGUUCUGCUCAAGUGUGUUAAUCACAAGAAUAUCAUCCAUUUGCUUAAUGUCUUCACACCCCAGAAGUCAUUGGAAGAGUUUCAGGAUUUGUACUUGGUAAUGGAACUGAUGGACGCUAGCCUUUGUCAGGUGAUCCACAUGGACUUGGACCAUGAGAGGAUGUCUUACCUUCUCUACCAGAUCCUGUGUGGCAUCAGACAUCUACACUCAGCUGGAAUCAUUCACAGGGAUCUGAAGCCCAGUAACAUCGUGGUGAAGACUGACUGCACCCUAAAGAUCUUAGACUUUGGGCUGGCCAGAACCGCCUGCACUAACUUCAUGAUGACACCCUACGUAGUAACCAGAUACUACAGAGCACCAGAGGUCAUCUUGGGCAUGAAAUAUAAGGAGAAUGUGGAUAUCUGGUCAGUGGGCUGCAUCAUGGGUGAGAUGGUCAAAGGAAGUGUCAUAUUCCAGGGCACUGAUCAUAUUGACCAGUGGAAUAAAGUGAUUGAGGUUCUGGGAACCCCUUCUCUGGAGUUUAUGAACCGUUUGAUGGAGACUGUAAGGAACUAUGUGAUGAACAAACCCCAGUUUCCUGGAGUCAGCUUUAAUGAGCUUUUUCCCGACUGGGCCUUCCCUUCAGAGACGGAGCAUGACAAGAUCAAAACUAGUCAGGCACGAGACCUGCUGUCAAAGAUGCUGGUAAUCGACCCUGAAAGCCGCAUCUCUGUGCAGGAGGCCCUCAAUCACCCUUACAUCCGUGUGUGGUACGACCCAGCCGAGGCUGAUGCGCCUCCUCCGCAGAUAUCAGACAAGCAGUUGGAGGAGCGGGAACACAGCAUUGAGCAGUGGAAAGAGUUGAUUUAUAAAGAAGUAAUGGACUGGGAGGAGAGGAACAAGAACGGAGUGACGAAAGAGGAGUGUUUAGGUGACCUCGUAUUCGGUUUGGUGAACAGCAGCACCACUGCCUCCCAGUCAUCCUCUAUUAACGACAUCUCGUCCAUGUCGACGGAGCAGACAUUGGCCUCAGACACCGACAGCUCCUGCAUCGACACCCUCACAGGACCAUUAGAGGAGUGACUUCCACCUCCCCUGUAUUCUCGCUUAUGUCACAUCCCUCUCCCUCACCUGUGUGGGCCAUGCCAUGGUCUUGACUGAAGAAAACUGGGGGUGCACGUUCAUUCGGCUUCAAGUUUACACUCAUAAUCCUUCACUUUGCUUUUAAGGGGCUGUUUUUCCCUCUGUCCCAUCUCUUGUAUAUCAGACAUUUGUGUAAUAUUAGCUUUUAGACAAGUCUGUUGUGGCUAAAGCUCAGAUUACACACCAACAGC